Molecule: messenger RNA, 750 nt
Organism: Marchantia polymorpha subsp. ruderalis
Lineage: Eukaryota; Viridiplantae; Streptophyta; Marchantiopsida; Marchantiales; Marchantiaceae
Source: the annotation of a GenBank genome assembly
UUGAAACGGUGACAGUCCAAGGAUUGAGUUGUUCAGAAGCCUAAAGACCACGUUGGACAAAUGUGAAGGCAGCAUGUCCGAGACAGCCGUGUGGCAACUGCAUGCACCUUCAUGCAACCAGCUACGUGGCCACGUGGCUGCAGCCGCCCUGGAAAUUGGAGUUGAUAUAUCUCUACAAGUUGCGAUCUCCGCAAGACAUUCUCGUGUAAACCGAUUGCGCAUCUGUCAAAUCCAAUUCAAGUCUAUCCGGUGAGUGUCGUUGCGGCGGAGUGACAUCGAAAGACCUGUCAAAAUGGUGGAUGUGGCGGCUCUGAUCAUUGCUGUGAUCCUCUUCGUGAUCCUGUCCCCGGGAUUGGUGCUCCAGAUUCCUGGAGAGGAGAGGCCCGUAGAAUUCACCAACAACAGGACGAGCCUGUCAUCGAUCGUCGUCCAUGCGAUUGUGUUUGGCAUACUGUUCUAUUUGUUACAGUUGGCAUUUGGAGUUCAUGGUGGAACAAAGUAAGUUUACCAGCGGACAUCCAGUUCUGCAUGUGGAAUGAUUCGGAUAAUUUGAUGUUGAAAUCUUUCGAAGAGGAGCCGGGGAAGCUUGCAGAAAGAGAUCUCCGAUAGUUGGAUUGAAAACAGAGCUCGUUUAUAUAGUUCUUUCAACUUACAGUGAAUAUCACUGAAGGUAGAAAAAUAGUGGAACAGGGAAUGUUAUGUGUACAGGUCUGAUGUCAAGAUGGUGUAAUGUAAAAGAACUUUCCUGAG